Messenger RNA from Plasmodium gonderi, 1833 nucleotides. RefSeq names its product tryptophan-rich antigen. NCBI's taxonomy places the organism in Eukaryota, Apicomplexa, Aconoidasida, Haemosporida, Plasmodiidae. The transcript is spliced from 2 exons. The record is from RefSeq and is a predicted model, not a curated record. The coding region runs from base 1 to 1833 and encodes 610 amino acids.
AUGGAAGGAAAUGCUAUGCAGAGCGGUAGAUUAUCCCCGCUGAACUUAGCUGCUCCUGUAUUAAAUGAAGGUAUUAAUAUUGGAAAAAGACUCGUACAAAAACUUAGCGCAUCGACUGUUGCAGAUGUUAUACUAAUAACAGCAUUUUUCACUCUCUACAAGCUAUAUAAAGACGUUAAAAAAAUGAAGUUCCUUCAGAAACGAGAAAGCAAUGAAAUAUUCUUCGAUGCAUUUGGAGUUCUAGGUGAUGAGACAAGUGUAGAAGAUAAGAUUCAGAACCAUCUAAGAGAGGUAGAAAAACAUAAUAACAAAGUGCAAAGAUUACAGCAAUGGUUUAAAGAUAUAGAAAGAAGAGUGAUUGAAGAAAGAAGAAAAGUAGAUAUAGCAGUAGGAAGAACUAAAAGUGAUGAUAUAAUAGAACGAGCAAAACAAACAACACAACAAAUAUCUGAAUCAGAGCAAGAAAAAGAAAUAACAUUAAGUGAAACAGAAGAAAAAGAAAUAAUGGAAAAUGGAGUCCAAAAAAUUAAAAAGGGUUUAAAUAUAAUUGAAGAACUGAUGCAAAAAUAUGAUGAUGGCACAGGGAAGAUACCGACAGACAAUAUAGGAUCAUAUCACCAGGAAGUAGAAAUACCUGAGGACAAAAUGACAGAACUUGAGGAAGGCCUCGAAUUAUUUCAAGAAGGAUUAAAAUUAAUUGAAGGGCGCGUAAAAAAAUGUGCUGGUGAAUAUGAAGUAGAUGAAAUAAAAAUAGAAAUUGAAGACCAAGAUGAAGGAAGCGAUAGUUCCUCAAUACAUAUAUAUCCCCAUAGUGCAAUUCUAAAAGAACCAUCUUUUGCAUCAAAGAAGGAUGCAUACAAAAGCAGGAUGGACCAAGUACAAAAGUGGAUAAACGAAAUAGAUGCAUCUAUAAAAUGCGAAGCAAAAAAAAUAAAGGAAGAAAUAGAUGCUGAUGCUAAUUCAACAGACCAAUGUGCACAAGAGACAUUAGAUCCAAAUGAAAAUGAAGAAAGCAUAAUAGAAGACGAAACACAAGCAAAUGAAAACGAACUGGAACAAAAUGAGAAAACAGAAAAUAAUAACGAAUUAACAGAAGAGUGGAAAACUAAUGAGUGGAAAAAAUGGAUGAAUAAUAUGGAAGAAAAAUGGGAACAUUUUACACAAUCGAUGGAACAACGUAAAAAAAAGUGGAUUCAAAAAAAAGAAGGUGAAUGGGAAGAUUGGCUCACAAACAUGCAUUAUAAUUGGGUUGCUUUUAUUAACAAAUUGGAGGGAGAUUAUAUAAAUGAUGCAGUAAAUGCAUGGACAGAAUGGGGUGAAAAAGAUUGGAGAGGAAUAAUAGAAAUGGAAUGGAAAAGACCUAUGAAAAUAAAAUGGAUAAAUUUGCUAAAAAAUAGUGAAGAAGCUUGUGAAAGAAAACUAUUUAAAUACUGGGAUGAUUGGAAAGAUAAAAACUGGAAUAAAUGGAAAAAUAAAAAUUGGAAAAAUCAAGAAUAUGAAAUGUGGAAUAAAUACGAAAACAAGGAAGAUUUAACAAACAAUGAAAAUUGGCAAAAAUGGAAAAAAAGGUUGUCAACAGAAAAAAAAGAAUGGGAAAAUUGGGUAAACCAAAAAGAAUUUUUAUUAAUGAGCACAGAAUGGACCCAGUGGGAAAAAUGGAAAGAAAACAAAUGGAAUUAUUUAAUUCAAUGGAUGAAACGAGUACAAGCAGAUUGGUUAGAAACCAAACCAUGGGAAACAUGGAAAAAGACAAGAAAUGAAAUUUACGAAUCAAGCAUAAAUAUGGAAGAUGAUGUGCAAGAAAGUGCAGAAGAAUAUAUAAUUAACAGUUAA